AUGGAAUUAAAAAAUAAUGUUGAUGACGAAUACUUUGAAAGUUAUUUUGACCUAAGUGUUCAUGAAUUAAUGUUAAAAGAUAAACCAAGAACAUUAUCAUAUAAAUUCGCAAUUGAAUUAAAUUCAAUCGAUUUUAAAGAUAAAGUUGUUAUAGAUGUUGGUGCAGGUACAGGCAUUUUAUCAAUGUUUGCAGCAAAAGCAGGUGCUAAAAAGGUAUAUGCUGUUGAAGGAUCAUUAAUGGCCACCUAUUGUCAAAUGUUAGUAGAUUCAAACGGAUUUAGCGAAACAAUUAAAGUUAUUCACAAGAGAAUGGAGGAUAUAACCAAUGAAAUCGAGGAUGAAAAAGUUGAUAUUAUUAUUUCAGAAUGGAUGGGAUUUUAUCUUUUCCACGAAUCAAUGUUAGAAAGUGUUUUAUAUGCUCGUGAUCGUUAUUUAAAACCAAAAAGUGGCAUUAUGUUCCCAUCAAGAGCUGAUUUAUUUUUAGCACCAGUAAAUUUAGAUAGUUAUAUGAAUAAAAAAGUAAACUUUUGGAACGAUGUUUAUGGUUUUGAUUUUUCAGUAUUAGCAAAUCCAGCUUUCGAAUCUUUACCAGCCCCAUUAGUUGAGCACUUAGAAAAAGAUCAAUUAGUAUUAAAAGAAAAAACAAUUUUACAAGUUGAUUUUAAUACUGUUAAAAUUAAAGAAUUAGAGGACAUUAUAAUUGAUAAAAUCGAUUUUGUAUUUCCAUCAGAUAAAAAACCAAAGGAAAUUCAUGGUUUUUGUAUUUGGUUCAGUUGCUAUUUUGAUGGUUCAAAAAAAACUAUAGAGUUGUCAACAGCACCUGGUGCACCAGAAACUCAUUGGAAGCAAACUACUAUUUUAAUGCCACAAGGUAUUCAAUUAGAAGGUGGUGAAACCAUGACCUGUAGAUUACAAAUGAAACAAGAUGAGGAAAAUAGAAGAAGAUAUGAAUUAAACUUUGAAUUUCCUGAUGAUGAAUAA
This is a messenger RNA of Dictyostelium purpureum, 981 nucleotides long. RefSeq lists its product as uncharacterized. Gene Ontology annotation, molecular function: protein-arginine N-methyltransferase activity. Gene Ontology annotation, biological process: peptidyl-arginine methylation. Lineage: Eukaryota; Evosea; Eumycetozoa; Dictyosteliales; Dictyosteliaceae. The record is from RefSeq and is a predicted model, not a curated record. The coding region runs from base 1 to 981 and encodes 326 amino acids. The transcript has 3 exons.